This is a messenger RNA of Prorocentrum cordatum, 834 nucleotides long. The record is from the annotation of a GenBank genome assembly. NCBI's taxonomy places the organism in Eukaryota, Dinophyceae, Prorocentrales, Prorocentraceae.
AUGGCCACACCGUCGGAGGCAGCGCUGUCGGACCACUUCAAGCCUCUGGCCCCAGGGGCCCCAGGGGACACCCGCAAGCAGUAUUUGAAGAACCUUCGCGCGCGCAUCGCAUUGCUGGGGGCGCGGCGCGGACUUCUGAAGACGCAGAAGCUGGACACCUCGGAGCGCGCGCGCCAACUCUCGGUCACGAGACGUUGCUCGGUCGCCCAUUUCUCCGUCGAGACUCAGUUGACGAUGGUCGACGGCAACAUCGAAAGCUACGACAGACUGCCGGGCCAAGCGAAAGCGCCCAAGAGGACCCGCUCGGAGCUGAUGGAGGCCAUCGAGGACGAGCGCGAGGCCGAGCAGGAGGACGACCCCGCCGGCAUGGACGCGGCGUUCGACCUCUACGGCGAGCCGCCGAGUGCGGAGCAGGCAGAGGCGGCGGCGCCGCCGUCCAAGGCAGCGGCCGCGGUGCCUGCGGGGGCAGCUGCGGCGAAGGGGGCGCCCGCCGACCGCGCCGCGCCAAGGCCGCCCAACGUGCAGGCCGAGGUCCAGACGCAGCUGGCGCCCGCGCAAAAGGAGACGCAAGCCAUGCCUCAUUGCAUGCAACAGGUGAUGGAACAUUCCAAAGCCACGCAGACAGGUUCGUUUGAUCCGCCGCCACCGCAGUCGAUCAAAUCGUCGCCAGCUUCGCCAGUGGCCAAGGCGGAGUCCAGCGGCAAGCCUGGUCUCGGCGAGAGGCCCCCAUCCUUCGGCAGGGCGAGCUACCGCGCCCUCGUCCUCGACGGGGGCACCUUCCUGUUCCUGGGUCGCACCGUGCACCGCAUCGCCAGCGCGCUGCAGACGCCAUGA